Betta splendens (Siamese fighting fish) is the source of this 693-nucleotide messenger RNA. RefSeq lists its product as uncharacterized. The transcript is spliced from 4 exons. Gene Ontology annotation, molecular function: zinc ion binding. Lineage: Eukaryota; Metazoa; Chordata; Actinopteri; Anabantiformes; Osphronemidae. The record is from RefSeq and is a predicted model, not a curated record. The coding region runs from base 184 to 387 and encodes 67 amino acids. Gene Ontology annotation, biological process: regulation of gene expression; intrinsic apoptotic signaling pathway in response to DNA damage.
CUUCACAAGACACCAUCACAUUUGCUCUUUAACGGUUUUUCUUUCAAAGUUAAAGUCACAGCCUUAGGCAUAUGUAUGUUCUCUCUAUGCCAACUAAAGACACACACAAACACACACAUACAUACACACACACACACACACACACACACCCAUUCCACUGCAAAAUAAAUAAUUACAUACAUCAUGGUAGGCUACUGUCCAAUCUGUGGGAAGCCUGUCUACUUUGGUGAGAAAAAGCGUUCCUUAGGGAGGGACUACCACCCACUGUGUCUGAAGUGUCAAAACUGUAACAGGCAGCUCACGGCCGGACAACAUGCUGAGCAUGAUGAGAAGCCGUACUGUCCGUACUGCUACAUGAAGAUGUUUGGUCCAAGAGGUAACAGGUGACUGGUGUCACCACCGCACAGUGCAUCUACUCCGCUGGACCUGGACUGAUAGAAAAUGGACAAUCACUCAAAUAAAAACAGACACACAACUUAUUCUGUGCACAGAUAGAUGAAUUAUGGACAGAUUAUUAAUUUUACAUACACUUUACUGUAGUUACGCCUGUGAAAAGAUAAAUAUUUAAACAGUAAAUUUGUGAUGACCACUUGAUGCAUGUGAUUGCUUAUUUUAUUCAUGUAAUUUUAUUUUUCAUGCAUUGUAACUCAACAUCAAUAAAGGCAUUUUUAUUUUAAGCCUUAACAACACACA